Messenger RNA from Phytophthora infestans T30-4, 981 nucleotides. RefSeq lists its product as uncharacterized. Lineage: Eukaryota; Oomycota; Peronosporomycetes; Peronosporales; Peronosporaceae. Bases 1 to 981 code for a protein of 326 amino acids. The record is from RefSeq and is a predicted model, not a curated record. The transcript is spliced from 2 exons.
AUGAACGCCACGGAGUUUCACGACCAUUUUCGACUUGACCGAGACGUUUUCUUUCGCCUAGUGGCACUGGUGAAGCAUCAUUCUGCUUUUAUUGGGACAUACGGAAAUGACAACACAGCCGUCAAAUUGGGCCUCUUCCUUGGAAUCGCGAGUGGGUCUGUCCACAUCUACCUUUUCCGGGCUACGAAUGUCGUCUUAAAGCUUGAACCCGUCACUAUGGCAUGGCCAAACGAAGAGGAGCGGGUUAUGAUAUCGCUACGGAUGCAGCAGAAAUACGGUUUUGUAAACUGCGUUGGAAUAACGGAUGGGACGCUAUUCCCGCUUGCAGCAAAGCCGCAACAUCAAGGAGAAGGUUAUUCUAGCAGAAAAGCCUCGUAUUCAGUCCACGGCUUGGUGACAUGCGAUGAUGUUGGAAGCGUUCGAAGUCUCGUUGUUGGAUGGCCCGGGUCCACCCACGAUAACCGUGCUUGGAUGAACAGCCCCUUGAUCCUUAAGCGUGCGGACCACUUCAAACACAAUGAAUAUGUGCUGGGGGAUUCUGCAUUCCAAGCAUCAUCCGUAAUGAUCCCUGCAUUCAAAAAUCCACCUAAGGCACAGAUGAAUCCUCGUCAUACGUACUUCAACAAGCAGCUUGCGAAGGCCCGAAUAAAAAGCGAGCACUGCAUUCGACUGUUAAAGAUGCGAUUUCCAUACUUGCGUGAAAUUCGAGUAAAACUGGGCAAAAAGCGCAAACACAUACGACGGUUAAUUCGCCACGUGACUUGUGCAAGCAUUCUUCACAACUUACUUAUUGCUGAGCCCAUUCCACACCAGUGGCAAAAUGAAAUUGAAAGGCAGAUAACGAGUAGACUCGACGACGACGACGAGUUGAACGAGCCCAUCCCGGAAGGUGAGAAUGGUGACAAACGCAGAAACCAACUUCUAGCGUACAUGCUCGAGGUCCGAGACGAGAGGCAGCAGGAAAUCAAUUUCGUCUUUUGA